GGGAAUAUUAUGGUCCUGUUGCAGAGCGCUCGGUGAGAGAAAGAGAGAGAGCGAGAGCAAUCACAUCAUGACUCUUUAUCAUCCACAUCUAUUUCCCCAACGGACGUUCUCGUGAUAACAUCGGACAUUUACUGACAGACGGCUGUUUAGAUGGCUCCGUAGGUACUACUAACGGUAGGUUCAUGUGAAUUGGACGUUCUCUAAAUGUUUGGGACCUUCAAUAAAGGACACAUGAAAGGGACAUCAUCUGAAAACUCAGUUUUUGUUUGGCAGCGUUUGACACCAGUGAGCCACGUGUGCUAAUUUACAUGUUUAAAACUCAUUACUGACGGAUUAUUAUGCGUAAGUCGUGUGAACUGGACACUUCUGACUCCACAAUCUUGAUAUUUUAUACUCUGGUGUAAAUUUCAGUUCCUAUAUUGACUUUUUUUUUUAUAUAUAAAUCUUUCUCGAAGUAUUCUGAAACAUGGCUUUACCUGACAAUGCUGUUAGCCGUCCUGUGGAGGACCUGUCCUUCCCUGAAAUCAUUGAGCUGAACGUGGGGGGUCAGGUGUACAUCACGCGCGUCUCGACUCUGACCAGCGUGCCGGACUCGCUCCUGUGGGAGAUGUUCAGUCAGAAGAGCACCAGCAGCCUGGCGCGAGACACCAGAGGCCGUUUCUUCGUGGACCGAGACGGAUUCCUGUUCCGGUAUAUUCUGGACUACAUGCGAGACGGUCAGCUGGUGCUCCCGGAGCACUUCCCCGAGCGAGGCCGUCUGCAGCGAGAGGCCGAGUUCUUCCACCUCCCCGAGCUGGUGAAGCUGCUGGCCCCCAAGCUCACCAAACAGAGCUCUCUAGGGGACGAGGGCUGUCAGAGCGACCCCGAGGACCCCUCGCCCGGGGCCGACGUCGCCCGCAGCCUCGGGGCCGCUCCCUGCUCCAGCGACGGGAAGUGCUCCGGCUUCAUCACCAUCGGCUACCGGGGCUCCUACACGCUCGGCCGGGACAGCCAAACAGAUGCCAAGUUCAGACGCGUGGCUCGGAUCAUGGUGUGUGGGAAGACCUCUCUCGCUAAGGAGGUUUUUGGGGAAACGCUGAACGAGAGUCGUGACCCCGAUCGCCCUCCAGAGCGCUACACGGCGCGCUUCUACCUAAAGUUUACUUUCCUGGAGCAGGCUUUCGACCGGUUGGCGGACGCCGGCUUCCACAUGGUGGCCUGUAACUCCACAGGGACCUGCGCCUUCGCUCACGAGCAGACUGACGACAAGAUCUGGACCAGCUACACCGAAUACGUAUUCUUCCGAGGCAAAGCAUCCACGUCGCCGUGCUUCAGUGAACCAGAUGCUGACAGAGCAGUGGAGGAGGACAUAUAUAACCCACAUAUAUCCAACGUCUGCAGCCAGGAUGACACAAGCAUUGCUCUUGACCUGGACAAUGAAUCUCUUUCGGACCCCCUUCCUCCUCUCCCUGCACCCCUGGACAGCCCUGAGCCGCCCCUGCCCCGCGAGCCGAGCCCCCCUCCGCUGACCGCGGUCAGUCCUGCACGACCCACCACCCUGUCUCUGAAAACACUGCCCCGACCCACACCCAGCACCAUCACCAGGGAGAACGGAGGACCGCUGAGCAAAGACCCUGAAGAAGAGGAGAAGAAGCAGAUGGAGGAGGAGCUGAAGAAAUGCAUCGAGGAUUUCAGGAAAAUCCGCAUCCCAAAACUUUUCCCAGACCGCAAGAGACACUGGCAGAGUGAUCUGCUCAAAAAAUACAAUGCGUAAUACAGAUAAACCCUAAAACCUAGCAUUGUUUGGGUCCUGUCUGCACCAGCUAUUGUCACGAUCCUCUCUCAUGUUUCCGUGUCCUAGUUGGAUUUCCGUCUUCCGUGUUCGUGUGCUGGAUUGGGUUCGUGUUGUCGUCCUCGUGUCAGUGUUCCGGUCUGUUCCUGGUUUCAACCAUUGACCACCUUCACCUGCACCAUCGACUUCACCAUCCAGCUCUUCUCACGCCACCGUAGACCUUCCUUGCCAUUGCCAACAUUCUGGACUCUCUUUCUAAUAAACAUCAUCUGAUUGCCUGCAAUUGCUUCCUCCUCUUUUACCUGUCGUUACAGCUAUACUCUAAGUAAAUGACUUUGCAUAGUUGUGGCUAAAGCAGCACUGCAGUUCACACAUUGUGUGAUCAAACGACUCGCUAGAGACUCUUCAGCGGGAACCUGAUCUAAAUGACGCGUGUUAUGACUGCCCCAAAAAAAUCGAAAUGAAUUUUUUAGUGUCCAUAUUUAUUGCUCCUUAAUAAUGUCAAAUAUAGUUCUUGAAUGCUACUUAAUAACCUGUUAUAUUAUUUUCUGAUUAAAACUGCCGUCCGUACGUUUUGUCUCUGUUUGAAAGCUGCAGUUGCAGUUAUUUGUGGAGUUAUUUGUUAUCUUCCUUGUGUGGGUCGUGCAGCGGAGUGCCUCCAGCGGAUGAAUCGAAGGUUUUGGGGAGUAUGUGUGCCUGUCAGACACCACACCAGUGUGAAUACAGUACUCACGAAUCACAGAUUCUACGUCUUGGAAGUAUGACCCAAAUAAGACUUUUCAACAGGAAAAUUCAUCUGAACAAGUCAAUAAUAUGUCUGCCACUUUUUUUGUUCUGACCAAUGCUAUUACUCUGAUACAUUACACUAUCAAUGAUUAUUAGCCUGAAUCCAAUGAUCGCAUAGCUCAUAUCACAUCAAACAUGCAAAUUAUUAUUGUUAUGCUUUGUUCUCAGAAUGUUAAUGUUCACAACAUAAGCAUUGCAUUGCUACAUGUAUUUAACGUUGAUUAGCAUUAACUGUGGACUACAGGUGAAUCUUAACUGAUGAUUGUAGUAUUGACCUUUCUGGAUUACAAUCCGCCUUCAAAAUAAGUUUAAUUAUUCCAGCUGCUGUGAGAAAAGGCUGUUAAUGAUCCCCUUCACCUGCAGCAUCCUCACAUGUGAUGUACUGUAGCCUACCAGUCCCACGCAGAUCAGAAAGCAGUAUUAUAAGCUUACCAUCAUGUAUCGGACUAAAGUAAGGAGACGGAGAGGAACAAUGGCUGGUUUUAUACUUGCCCCAAAAUUCAUUAUGGAUAGUUUUUAACCAAAAAACUGCAGCUUUACAUACUAAUGACUUUACAGAGCUUCCAAAUUGCUGAUUACAUUUAAUUUAGUGUUGUCUUUUCAGCAUUACAAUUGUGAAAAUGUACUUUGGACAACAUCACAAUGCAUUACAGAGCAGUUGUAUGUCUUUGAUUGAGUCCAGAGACUAUUAACAGUUUAGUAACAACAAAUCUUUCUUAAAACUUCUUAAAAAUGUGUUGGUUUAUUUUUCAAGCCGUUGAUGGUUUAAGAUUUACACUUUUUUUUUUUUACGUCAUUAACAGAGUAUGAUCAUUUGUUUAGAUAUAAAACAUUCUUGUACCAUGAGUUAAUUAUGGUAAAAUGCAUUUAUUGGUUAAUUUAAUAGUAUGGAUCACUAAUA
Messenger RNA from Carassius gibelio (silver crucian carp), 3458 nucleotides. RefSeq names its product BTB/POZ domain-containing protein KCTD12-like. Gene Ontology annotation, biological process: regulation of G protein-coupled receptor signaling pathway; protein homooligomerization. NCBI's taxonomy places the organism in Eukaryota, Metazoa, Chordata, Actinopteri, Cypriniformes, Cyprinidae. Gene Ontology annotation, molecular function: protein binding. The coding region runs from base 467 to 1753 and encodes 428 amino acids. The record is from RefSeq and is a predicted model, not a curated record. The transcript has 3 exons.